Molecule: messenger RNA, 348 nt
Organism: Lottia gigantea (owl limpet)
Lineage: Eukaryota; Metazoa; Mollusca; Gastropoda; Lottiidae
Exons: 3
Coding region: 1-348 (115 amino acids)
Source: RefSeq, a predicted model, not a curated record
AUGUUGAGUAAUGAUGAUGUUGUCUCAAUUAAAACUACUGAAUCAGAAGGAAGAUCUGUAUUAGAAAUAGCAGAUGUUGUUAUUGAUGAUGAAGGUGACUAUGUUUGUAAGGCUUCUAAUCCAGUUGGAGUAACCUCUACAAAGGCAUUUAUAUCAGUUAAAGAAGCGGAAACAUUAUCACAUUCUGAAAAUGACUCCACCACAACUUUAAAAAAUUCAUCCAAAGAUAUUCCUAACAUACUUGAUCAUUUACAAGGACAAACAGUUAAGGAUGGGGAAACUUUAACCUUACAGUGUUCUAUAUCAGUAAUCACAAUUCAUUUAUUAGAUAAGGAAAGUGAGAAAUAG